Physeter macrocephalus (sperm whale) is the source of this 691-nucleotide messenger RNA. Its product is annotated as RING finger protein 122-like. The coding region runs from base 210 to 677 and encodes 155 amino acids. Lineage: Eukaryota; Metazoa; Chordata; Mammalia; Artiodactyla; Physeteridae. The transcript has a single exon. The record is from RefSeq and is a predicted model, not a curated record.
UUGUCUUUGUUAUUAUACAGCUUUCAAAUAAAAUGUGUAAUUCAUUUUUUAAAAAGUACUAAAAAAGAGAGUUUGACUUGCAGACGAAGGCGGCUGCCGCGCACUGCAUCCACCCCUCCUGCAACCCCGCAAGCCGGUGCGCCCAGCCCGCCUGCCCGACCCCGCCGCCUGCGUUCGUUCGCCUGAGGAAGCCAGCCGAGAGUUUACUGAUGCACCCAUUCCAGUGGUGUAAUGGGUGUUUCUGCAGCCUGGGACUGGUGAGCACCAACAAGUCCUGCUCGAUGCCACCCAUCAGUUUCCAAGACCUUCCCCUCAACAUCUACAUGGUCACCUUCGGCACAGGCAUCUUUGUCUUCAUGCUCAGCCUCAUCUUCUGCUGCUAUUUUAUCAGCAAACUCUGGAACCAGGCACAGAGCAAACGAUAUGGAUAUAAAGUGGUGGUGCUUAAAGGUGAUGCCAAGAAGUUACAAUUAUAUGGGCAGACCUGUGCAGUCUGUCUGGAAGACUUCAAGGGGAAGGAUGAGCAAGGUGUGCUCUCAUGCCAACACGCCAUUCACCGCAAGUGUCUGGUGAAGUGGCUGGAAGUACGCUGUGUCUGCCCCAUGUGUAACAAGCCCAUUGCUGGUCCCUUAGAGGCCACCCAGAGCAUCGGGAUCCUAUUGGAUGAGUUGGUGUGAGUGCUGCCUCCAUA